UGCUUUCUGCCAGCCAAAACCGCUAUCGAUAUGAUUUUCUCGAAUUGGCGCGCGAAAUAAAUGCGACAACCUUGUGGGAAUCUCAGCAAGUAUGUCAAAACGUGCACCAGUCGACAUCGGAGAUGGGCAUGAUGCCUAUCUGAAGCGCCAGAAAUUGUCCCAUGGACUAAAAACAGUGAAUACCCAGCAAGAAAUUCAAUCUGGGAGGCAACUGCAGCAAUUGCUGGGUUUCGAUCAGGAUCUAGCAAGAGGAAAGCAUGGAAUUCAAUCCUUCAAAGCUUUCCUUGAUGGCCUCCUGGGUGAGGAGCAAUCCAACCGCCUUCCUAUUCUCCAAGAAUAUCUUCAAGCGCAAAUUACGACGGACGAAGAGGAUAAGGCUGCAGUAUAUCUAUCGGAUAUUAUGCAAACAUGGAGCUUCGCAGCCCAGUCAAACAACGAUUCACUCCUCUCUGCGGUACCUGCUGUCUUAGCCCUCCUGUUCAAAAUUAUAUCGACUAAACUCGAGCUCGUGCCAUAUGGCCUUCGACUGGGCCGAACUUUGCUGCAGAAGCGACAAUUGGAACUGAUCUCCCGUGGAACGACAACCAAUAAAUCAAAAGAUUUUGUUAUCUCGCCCGCACUGCGAUUAUUAAGAGAAGUUGCGAUAUUUGACGGAGGCGCACUUGCGAGCCAACUUUUCCGUAUCCGAGAUUUGAGCUUGAAAGGGUUACCCCGAAACCUUGGAAUUAGGUAUUCCGGGGAAGGUGUGGAAGACCGUAGGAAACCCUCGGUGCGAACGAAUGCUCUUCGCCUCUUCCUUUCUCUGGUCAAGUAUCUUCCAACGGAUGCCAAGAAGGAACUUUUGAGGCAACGGGAUAUUGUUUCAGGAGCCACGCGAGAUAUCAACCGCGACCCUCCACAUGUUAUCGUGGAAUUUUUGGAUACCACUAGAAUCCAUGUACUUCAAGAUGAUGCCCUCCCUCGCGACGGCAAAUCGAAGCUUCUGAACGCAGUCAAUCUCGGGCGGAUUGCGCAAUUGUAUGGAUAUGCCUUUGAAGACGAUGAAGCAUCAGAAAAUAAGAAACCCAUCGAUGUUCUGGUUAACGAGUGGCUUGUUCUAGCCUGCACUUCCCCAGACAUGGGAUUGCUUUACCGCCAAAGUGGAUUCUAUCCGAAGGACGCCAACGCAGAUGACACUGGCAGACGUGCUGGCCCCGAAAAACACGUCGAUCUUGGCCUGGAUAGCCUUGAUUGGGCAAGCCGAUAUAAUGGCAAAGUCACUGUCCGCAAUUCUGUGUUGUCUGAGUUCAUACAAACUCUGCGGCCUUGGGCAAGCACCAAUCAAUCAAACCUCUUACUUGCUAUAUUCAAGGUUGCGCCUGAACUGGUGGCACAUUACUUUUUCAACAAGCAGAGCUUUCCAUUCGACCCGAAAGCCACAUCGACGUGGAUGGGAUACUCGGCAUUCCUCUUCUCCGUACUCCAACUUCCCGUUCCAAAAUUCUUUGGACAUCUGGAACGAUACGCACGAACCCCGCCACCAUCAUCGAUCGUUAUUGAAAGCAUAUUACCUCAACCAGCCAACCAGAAAAUCCUUACGAGAUGUUUGGGCCAAAAAGAUCCUCUAAUCACCUUUUUCGUGGUCCGCCUGCUGACAGUUGCUUUUGAAAAGCUCCAAAAGAUUCUAUCUAUGUAUCGCGAGGCCUCUGAGAUGUCUCCUCUUUGGAACGAGGCAGCCAUUAACCUCAAGGAUGAAUUCUGCAGAAGAUGCCCUGCUAUGAAAGAUGCUAUUAGCUCUUUCAGAAGCAUUGAUGAUUCUGAAGUCGCACAAAAACAAGCUGCCAGUAGACUCUUGGUUAUGUACUAUGAAGUCGUACCCCAGGCGGCGCUAGAGUCCAAAUUUGAUGUAUCCACGCCUUUAUCAAAGGCAUUACAACUACUGGAAUCAGAAGAGACCUCAGCGGAAGAUAAGUCUCAGCGGGUGAUGGAAGUCGAAAAUCUUUUCCGAAUCGCUCAUUGUUCGCCAGGAAUGAGGUGGUUCAACAAAUCGGAAGGCCUAUCGAUCUCUCCAUUCACGUCCAUGCUUCGUCUACUUGCCGAAGCUUCUUCAGAUAUGCCAUUGCUAAAGAUGAGGUCUAUUGUGGAUUCUUUGGUCAAAGAGAAUGGGAUUUUACAGUCACAGACUGUAUUGUCGUCAGUUGAUGCCCUUAUUGCUUCUAUCAAGGCAUCGAUUGAAGAUGAAGACUCUGGGCUGGUCUUCGAGUUUGUUGACAACUGUGCUCUCCGGUGCUCAUCAACACCCAUCAAGUAUAUUGAUGCUCUAGAGCAGGAGUAUGCUGCUGUCUCCAAAGAUGACGAAACCAACAUACAAAAUCUUCCAGUCAGCCUUCUCCAUUUUGCUGUUGCAGAGCAGUACCCCUUUGUGGUUAAAACCGCAGAUACAGCUAAGAUUGCGGCCGUUUCUUCGUUUAUUUCGCAGUACUUGGCGGCCUCUUUGAAAAUUUCCGAAGACAAGAAGAUUUUGAAGUCCAUCACCAAAUCCCUCUCAGCUGCCGCAUUGCCUUACCCGAAGAUACAGAAAGUUAUCGACCGCUCUAAGAAACUCGUCGAUUCUAUUGAUAUCCCGGAAUGUUCACCCAUAAUCGCCCCAGCGCUUAAGAAAACUAUGAGCGCUUCGGCUGUCACAGACACCCAAAAACUUGAAAUUACUGCUACACUCUCAGCCGUGUCGCUACCAGACCUAGACGACCGCACGCCGCUGUCACGUUGGCCGGGCAAAGAAAUCGAGUUUCUAAUCGAAGAAGGCCAGAUUGCCUCCCUUAUUCACCUCCUCAGCUCUCCGACUCUUUCCGCCCGUGUCGAAGCUCUCACCGCCCUUUCCAAGAUCAACCACACGUUGAAAUCUUCCAGCUACCCGGAGAAAGAACCACUCUGGCUGCUUCUCUGCGAACUUCUCGAGACAGUGAAGCCUAUCGUCAACGUAAAACCUGUGCCGUGCACGAUUACGGUCUUUGCUGCGUCGGCUUUGGGGGUGCUCAUUGACCCCCUGCACGUUUUGUACGCAAAGGUGAACAGCUUCUUGACAUUAGGCCCAAGCUGGGAGGCAGACAAACUACCUCUCGUUCAUGCUGUAAUUUCCAGCCCACCGACCCUGGAUGAUGCUCGGUAUACGGAGCUUACUUGGCUCCUUUCUUACCUGCUAUCAUCUCUCAUGACUACAGAGGAGUUAGCAAUCUUCCACAAGAGGAGAGUGUUUGAGAAAGCUCUGGGCCUCUAUAGCAACGUGUACAUGGCUGAUAACCUACGCGAAAAGAUUCUACAAAUUGUCUGGAGAGCGACGGAAAUCGAAGGGGGAUCCGAAACACUUCUCACGAGAUUCGGCGUGGUUAGCUGGUUGAAGGCACAAGUUGCCCUGGAGGGCAAGAAGGGACUUACAGCGCAGAUACUCCUGGAACGACUUGUGGAUACCUGUAGCGAGGAAAGGUUAAAGGGGUGGAGUGGACAGAGUCCCCAAGAGAUCAUUGAUGGCUUAGUUUCCCAAAAAUAGAUUGCCUAUGUAUGUUAGUUUAGCGGCAAAUCUCAAGAUAAUUCACGCG
Molecule: messenger RNA, 3575 nt
Organism: Pseudogymnoascus verrucosus
Lineage: Eukaryota; Fungi; Ascomycota; Leotiomycetes; Thelebolales; Thelebolaceae
Exons: 2
Coding region: 92-3526 (1144 amino acids)
Biological process (GO): maturation of LSU-rRNA from tricistronic rRNA transcript (SSU-rRNA, 5.8S rRNA, LSU-rRNA); maturation of 5.8S rRNA from tricistronic rRNA transcript (SSU-rRNA, 5.8S rRNA, LSU-rRNA)
Cellular component (GO): nucleolus
Source: RefSeq, a predicted model, not a curated record